AGUGAAAGUCAUAAAAUUCCAGUCAAAAAUGGGGCCGCCGGUAUCAUCUGUAUACGAUUUGGCUUAUCGAGGCAAAACAGAAGCCGUAAAAAUACUUAUCAAUGAAAAUCCAAAACUCAAAACCGACAUGGACGCGAAUGGCAGAAUGCUCAUUCAUUGGGCUGCUUUAGGGGGACACGAUGAUCUGGUCUCGUACCUUCUGUCGCUAGGUUUUCCAACGGAUCCAAAAGAUGAUAUGGAAAUGACGCCGCUAAUUCUUGCAGCUUCGGGGGGUCGUGAAAAAGUGGUGAACCUACUGUUGAGCCAAGGCGCUAAUGUAAACGCUCAGACGAACGAUGGUCAUUCAGCGCUUCAAUAUGCAGCUUCGAAAAAUUGGAAAACAAUAUGUGCCGCGCUGCUUGAACGAAAUGCAGAUAUAAAUAUCGCCGACAAGCGGGGAUCAACGCCUCUUCACCGAAGCGCGUCAAAAGGAAAUUUAGCGAUCGUAAAACUUCUCCUGGAGUACGGAAAACAGCUGAAAAUCGAUCAGAGAGACGCGUAUGGUAAUAGUGCGUUACAUUUGGCAUGCGAAGAAGACAGACAAGAAGAAGCUAAAGUAUUGGUUUCAAACGGUGCUUCGAUUGAAUUGACGAAUAAAGAUCGUAAAACACCGUUGGAGUUAUGUAAUGUUGUAUUCGCCAAACAGCUGAAAGAACUUCACGAUAAGAAUUCACUAGUUUGAAAAAUGAGAAGAUGAAGUAAAGAUCUGCGACGUGCUGUAAUUUAUGCAUGAAAUUGAAUUUAUAAUAUUGAAUGUGUCAAGAUUCGUGCGAAAGUAUACUUACAAUAAUUAAGUUAUACAUGAUAUAAGUUUGCUACAACCUAUGCAUGCCUUGGACCAUAUAUGUACAUAACUUAUGGCAAAUAAAAGGAUCGUUUACUUUUUUCAUUACAAAUUUUAA
This is a messenger RNA of Neodiprion virginianus, 941 nucleotides long. Its product is annotated as 26S proteasome non-ATPase regulatory subunit 10-like. Gene Ontology annotation, molecular function: protein binding. The coding region runs from base 29 to 721 and encodes 230 amino acids. The record is from RefSeq and is a predicted model, not a curated record. NCBI's taxonomy places the organism in Eukaryota, Metazoa, Arthropoda, Insecta, Hymenoptera, Diprionidae. Gene Ontology annotation, cellular component: nucleus; cytoplasm. The transcript is spliced from 4 exons.